Messenger RNA from Closterium sp. NIES-67, 1294 nucleotides. The record is from the annotation of a GenBank genome assembly. Lineage: Eukaryota; Viridiplantae; Streptophyta; Zygnematophyceae; Desmidiales; Closteriaceae.
AUAGCAGUGACACACAUCAUCCAGGAAUCUAGGCCUUCUCGCUCCACAACUGAGAGACUUUCAGCUUCAUCAGCAGCACAAGCGCCAUGGGGCAGAGAGUUAUAUUUUCGCGGAGUCAGCCUCGCCGACGUAGCCUGAGCACGGUACUUCUCCUCUCCCUCGUCCUGUUCUCAUCUCUCCACGCCACGUUGGCCUUUCGCUUCUCCGCGGGGCUCCGUGUGGACAAGCUGCGCGGAAUGAUGCGCGGAAAGGCGCAAGGCGGAAGCUCGACCGGCCAGCACCAGCAGCAGCAGGGCGGCGGAGUUGGAGGCGGCGGAAUGGGUGGCGACGGAAUGGGCGACCGCGGAAUGGGAGGUGGCGGCGGCAGCGGAAUGGGCGGAGGAGGAAUGGGCGGCGGCGGAACGGGAGGCGGCGGAAUGGGAGGCGGCGGAAUGGAAGGCGGCGGAAUGGGAGGCGUCGGGAUGGGCGGCGGCGCAAUGGGAGGCGGCGGAAAGGGCGGCGGCGGAACGGGAGGCGGCGGAAUGGGCGGCGGCGGAACGGGAGGUGGCGGAAUGAGUGGCGGCGGAAUGGGCGGCGGCGGAAUGGGGGGAGGCGGAAUGGGCAGCGUCGGAAUGGGAAGCAGCGGAAUGGGCGGCGGCGGAAUGGGGGGAGGCGGAAUGGGCAGCGUCGGAAUGGGAAGCAGCGGAAUGGGCGGCGGCGGAAUGGGAGGCGGCGGAAUGGGCGGCGGCGGAAUGGGCGGUGGCGGAAUGGGAGAAGGCGGGAUGGGCGGAGAAGGAGCCAUGAGUCCUGGGGGGAGCAUGGGCGGAGGCAUGGAUGGGGAUAUGGGCGGAGGCAUGGACGGUGGUAUGGACGGAGGUAUGGAUGGUGGUAUGGGCGGAGGCAUGGAUGGUGGUAUGGGCGGAGGCAUGAGGCGUUGAAGGGGCGAAGCCUCACGUGCAGCACCGGAGCAACCAUCAUAAGACACCUAGUUCUGCCCCAUCCAUUUCCAUCCUUCACGUGCUUCAUCGCAGCGCUUGUCCCAGGACACCUGCCCACACAUGCAUAAUCAUUUAGUUAUGCCCAUGUCAUCACUAUCCUAGUUGGACCCUGGGUGCGGUAGAAGCUUGGUCGCAGCAGCACUCCAAGCGAUUGCUUGCAGAGUGCUGCUUCGUCCAAGCUCCUCUGGACUGUCAGUCACACUCUCUCCAGGUGCUGCUGCUCAUCCUCCAGUACAACGGAACCUGGUUGGAAACCCUAGGCAGCCGAUAAAUGUGUUUCUGUGUGUUAGUUAACGGAAUGAAUCAGAGCUCGGAUU